AUGUCUGCGUCUUUAGCUCCCGAGUGCAAUGAAGUCAAGGAGCGCUACGAUACAUGCUUCUUGAAAUGGUACAGUGAAAAGUACCUAAGAGGCACCGGCACAGACAACAAUGAAUGCGCCGAUCUUUUCAAGAACUACCAAAAGUGUUUGACGGUCGCUCUCAAGGAACGCGGCAUAGACAAGCUGCUGGACGAGGCACGGGAAGACCAAAAAGACAACGAUGCGACAUACAUGGGACGUAAAUGGGAGAAUCUGACCACUCGUGCAGGAGGCAUUUCAAUUCCGGACAUUAUAUCUCGCAAGCUAGUUUUCUUUGGCGUUUUCAAGGUUGCAUUUGUUGGGCACAAUGUGGCAGUGUUUAGAGACGGCACUCUCCCAAUAUGA
Messenger RNA from Colletotrichum godetiae, 384 nucleotides. RefSeq lists its product as uncharacterized. Gene Ontology annotation, cellular component: cytosol; mitochondrial intermembrane space; nucleus. NCBI's taxonomy places the organism in Eukaryota, Fungi, Ascomycota, Sordariomycetes, Glomerellales, Glomerellaceae. Gene Ontology annotation, biological process: phospholipid translocation. The transcript has 5 exons. Bases 1 to 384 code for a protein of 127 amino acids. The record is from RefSeq and is a predicted model, not a curated record. Gene Ontology annotation, molecular function: phosphatidic acid transfer activity.